This is a messenger RNA of Drosophila simulans, 1790 nucleotides long. Its product is annotated as serine protease snake. Lineage: Eukaryota; Metazoa; Arthropoda; Insecta; Diptera; Drosophilidae. Bases 127 to 1215 code for a protein of 362 amino acids. Gene Ontology annotation, molecular function: serine-type endopeptidase activity. Gene Ontology annotation, biological process: proteolysis. The transcript is spliced from 4 exons. The record is from RefSeq and is a predicted model, not a curated record.
GCAAGGGUGUGUGUAUUCGCUAACUAAAAAGUUUAAAAAUAUUGUUAACAUGUCAAAUAAGCAGAAUUAAAAUCACUAUUAAAACAAUGAAAUCUUACUUUAGUUUUGAAAUAGUCGUCGGCUGAAAUGCAAGUGAUAUUCGGUAUCCUGCUAAUCUUAGCAGUAAUACGCAAUGUUUUAUCCGAAUUAUGCGAUAAUGGAACUGGAGAGUGCAAGGAACUGAGUGACACGGAUUGCCCGUCUGUAUUCUUCCAUCUGCACCUAAUCGGAAAAUAUGUGAAAUAUUGCGACAAAUCCAACGGCAUUGUUUGCUGUCCACUGCUCAUCAAUUUGCAAGCUCAAUCGCAGCAGUUCUCCGCAGAUAUUGGCCUCAGGAGAUUCGAAAAGGAAUGCCGUCGCUUCAACGAGAUAAGAACUUCCUGCCGCACCACCCCCUUCAUUGUGGGUGGCGCCAAGGCCGCUGGCCGGGAAUUUCCCUUCAUGGCGCUGCUGGGUCAGCGCGGGAAAAACCCAUCCCAAAUCGACUGGGACUGCGGGGCCAUCAUCAUCCAUCCCAAGUUCGUGCUCACCGCCGCCCACUGCCUGGAAACCAGCGAGACCAAGGAGCAGCGUCUGGAUCCCAACUACGAUUGCCCCAAGUACGUGGUCAGACUGGGCGAACUGGACUACAAUAGCACCACGGAUGAUGCCCAGCCGCAGGACUUCCGGGUGGUCAACUAUGUGCUCCAUCCGGCGUACGGCGAAGAUGAUGACACGGGCAGUCGCAAGAACGACAUUGCCGUGGUGGAGCUGGAAGAGGAGGCGACUUUCAGCGAGUAUGUGGCACCUGCCUGCCUGCCGCUCGAUGGCGGAAAUGAGCAACUGCAGGUGGCAGCCGCAGGAUGGGGCGCCACCUCGGAGGGUGGACACGCCUCGUCGCAUCUGCACAAGGUGAGCCUCGAUAGAUUCGAUGUCAGCCAGUGCAGCCAGCGGCUGGAGCACAAGAUCGAUGUGCGCACCCAGUUGUGUGCGGGAUCGCGGUACACCAGUGCGGAUACUUGUUAUGGCGACUCCGGCGGCCCGCUCUUCGUGCAGCAUCCCAACUACUCGUGCCUGAAACAGGUGAUUGGCAUCACCUCCUACGGCCUGGUCUGCGGUGUCCGCGGGCUGCCCAGUGUGUACACCAAGGUCCAUCUGUACACCGACUGGAUCGAGAAUAUCGUGUGGGGCGAGUAGGCAUCAAAAUAUUUGCCCAACUCAUUCGCAACUCCAACUGAUAUUUACUUAAUGAAGAUUCCAUAUAAAUGAAGAUAUUUCAUGAAUAUACAUUCUUGGCAUUCGACAUUCAAUCAAGAUACGCGAUGAUUGGUGGCAAGUAAACGUGGAUCAUAAAUAUUUAUAGUGAGUUGUGGCAGCUCACAACUCACUUCCUUGUUUUCUACAGCAAAAUACAUCUUAAAAUACAAUUUAAAGUGCAUAAUUAUAGAAAAUUUUAAAUACGUAUUAAAGAUUAUAAUUUAUGAUGUUUUGCUGCUGACGCAAAAAAAAAAGCGAAAGCCUCAAACAUUUCGGAGGAUCGAAGAACUUAUGACUGCAAAAGUCCAAAUUUCAUAUGCUAAACGAAUUCAGAAAGUAAAAACCUGAACGGUAGCGUGAUUAAAAACCCAGUGAAGAUCCGGUUAAUAGCCUUUCCAAGUGCAAUGCGACCAAAACUAGAUCUCGAGCCGGUCACAUGAGUUCAUCUCACUCAUACCGAUGAUUCGGAUGAAUAAGUCCACCCAGAAUGAAAGUAAGAAAGCUAUAAGUUUGAU